Didymodactylos carnosus is the source of this 2294-nucleotide messenger RNA. The record is from the annotation of a GenBank genome assembly. Lineage: Eukaryota; Metazoa; Rotifera; Eurotatoria; Philodinida; Philodinidae.
CAACGAUAGCGGCUCAACCUCAAACACGUACAACAGCAACGACAAAUGGAACAACAAAUGGACUUAUUCAACAGUCUGAUUCAACACCAACUCUUCAUCCACAAUACCAUCAUCAACUAAUAUUACAACAACAACAGCCUCCAGUACCAUCUUCAAAUUCAAAUUCAUCUUCAUUGUCUUCGUCCCCAUUACAACAACAAAAUGUCAAUCAUUCAUCCUCAAAUUCUUAUCCAAAUGGAUUAAAUGAAUUUCAAUCUCAAACGUUAAUGAACAGUAGUCAAAAAAUUAGUCAAUCACCAGAUCAAAAUGACACCGCUCAAUCAAAUUCUAUUUUAAAAUCUUUAUCAAUCAAUAAUAAAUCUCCACAGAAUAAUCAAUCAUCUAGUACUCCACCAGAUGUGAGUACACCAUCUUCAUCGACUACCAGUAGUGUCAGCAUAUCAAAUACACAAAAACGUUUACAUGUAUCAAACAUACCGUUUCGUUUUCGAGAUGAAGAUUUAAAAGCGAUGUUUGGGCAAUUUGGCGAUAUUGUUGAUGUUGAAAUUAUAUUUAAUGAACGUGGAUCAAAGGGUUUUGGAUUUGUAACAUUUGCUUUAUGUGAAGAAGCUGAUCUUGCACGAGAAAAAUUACAUGGUGCUGUUGUUGAAGGAAGAAAAAUUGAAGUGAAUAUGGCUACAGCUCGAUCACAAUCAAAACCAAAACAAGUUGUUCCAAAUUCAUUUGGUGUGAUGAUGAAUGGUCGACAACGUCCAACAUUAAUUCCAGCAUCACAAGCGGGCUUAAGAUCGGGUUUUACGACAAGUGUUGCACUUCCUGGUGGAUAUGCAAUAUAUUCUGAUCAGUUAGCAGCGCUUGGUGGUAUGGCUGCUUAUCCAUUAACUGCACAAAACGGAGGUGUUCGAUACAUUACAACAGCGCCCGGUGUCGGACAACCAGGUGGAACAUAUGCGAUUGGUGAGGAUCAUUCUUUACCCUAUAUUAGUGUUCUUCCAAUGGCAAAUGGAAGUGGUCAACCAACUGGUUAUAUUAUAAAUGGUCAGCCAACUCACAUGGCAACGACUCAACAACUAGGACAUGCUUAUCCGGAAACUGCUUAUAUAACUACUGCUCCGGGAACAAUCGGACCUAUCUCAGUAUUAUCCCUGUUUUAUCAGGCUGGGAUCCGCACGGACCCUAGGUGGACAACAAGUGGUUGCCCUAAACGUGGUCGUGUCAGGGUUAACUCACAUUUCUUUUAUUCUAAUGCAAUCGCAUUUAUGUCUGAACCAACUGAAAAACGUUCAUGUACACUCGAGAAUCGUAUUAGCGAACUUUUCGCUCUGAAGGACAAUGAGCAAGCAAUGAUUAAUGCUCUUGAUGCUCUCGUCAAAGAUUUUGGUCAAAAGGAAGUACAAACGUGGCGAAAUCAAUCAACAAAGCACAAGCAUUCAUUAAUUCUCGAGCUCAUUCUCACAUGGCAUACUCAGCUCGUUCGACAUGCAGUGGAAAAAUAUAAAUUCGAUUUGAACGUUCAGCGUGAAAGUGACGACAACACACCACUCCAUCUUUGUGGUUGGUAUCAGAAAGCAGAAAUGUUCGCGUUACUCAUCGAAUUAGGUGCCGAUACAACAUUGAAAAAUAAAUAUGAUGAAUUAGCGGCAGGUUUGAAUGAAUAUCAGCAAAAAGCAAUGAAUAUCGUGUGGUUGGAUACAGGCAAGGUUUUCUUCUAUUGCAGACAUCAAUCUCUAAUCACAAUCAUUCCUAUUUUAGAAUUAACAUCAUUAGAUGAUCCCCAUAUUCUCGAAUGUGCUAUUAUUAUCACUGAUAAAGACUUAAACGAAUUAGAGCGAGGUAACUGGAUAAUACACUACGAGCAAGAUGAACUUGAUAAAUUGUCAGAGUGGCAUCAGAAAGCAUUUACAGCUCGUGAUAAAGGUGGAAAUGGUCUAUUUGAAGAUUUAGUCAAAUCCGGCACACAAAAGGAGCAGAUGGAAGAAGAAAUAUUGGAAUUAUUAAAGCGUCAUUGUCCACGAAAAGGUUGCCCACUAGCUGGUAGUUCGAUCCAUUGUGAUCGUGAAGUUAUCAAAUUGAGAAUGCCCCAAGUCUACGAAUAUAUGCAUUAUCGUAUCAUUGACGUGAGCAGUUUUAUGGGCGUCAUGGGACGAUGGUCAUCUGAAAAGAUGGUAGAAUUGGAAAAAGAACUCGAAAUGAAAACAAAAUCCCUAGAUGGCAAGCUUCAUCGAGCAAUGCACGAUGUCCAACGAUCGAUUGAAAUAUUAAAAUUAUUUCGUCCAUUGUUUUUGAAUCAAUAA